GACAAUUAUAAGAAACUCGAACCGAACGCAUCGACUAGACUAGAUGAUUGUGUUCCCAUUCAAGAAUCGCCCAUCCAGGCAGUUACCGCUGUACGAACUGCCUGGGAGGGGUCCUGUCCUAUUGGUGCGCCACUAUAAGUACAAGCCCGCCUUCCGUCCCAAUGCUCAGGAUCCCGUUGCGGAGCCAUUUGAUCCCGUGAGGAGCGUACUGAAGAGGACGCGCACCAAGCUGACGGGUCUGCUGCACCACUUCAACAUAGUGAACUCCAUAGUGGAUGGGUCCCGAUGCAGACGCAAUCCCUUUCACCUCGUGGUUCCGAUGGACAUGCCAUAUGAGGAUAUCGAGACUGAUAUGUUAGAUGGCAUCCAGGGUUGGUCCGAUAUCGAGGUCUCCGACGAACCAUCCGAAAUGCAGGAGGACCGACCAACAGAACUUGCAAACUGAAUGACCAGUUGCCUUGAAACGAGGCUAAAAAUAAAUACCAGGACUCCGAAUC
Messenger RNA from Drosophila melanogaster (fruit fly), 497 nucleotides. RefSeq lists its product as uncharacterized. Lineage: Eukaryota; Metazoa; Arthropoda; Insecta; Diptera; Drosophilidae. The transcript has a single exon. Bases 44 to 445 code for a protein of 133 amino acids. The record is from RefSeq and is marked reviewed.